AUGUUCGCUUGGAUUGGGUUACUCAAUGGCUGUCGUAACUUUUCAAAUGCCGUGCGUGUGGGCAAUCGCUUCACUCGUGAAGAGUUCCGACACCGCCUUCAGAAGCAAAACUUGAAGGAUUCGCAGAACAGUGGGUUUUUCUUUAUUUCUUGAAAUUAUGAGUUCCUCCAGAAACCGACAAGACGUUUGAGUUCAAAACGAAAGACGAAAUUCCCGUUCGGCCAGUUAAAGACCUGUACAAAUGCCUUGGAUUCACUCUUGGAGUUUCUUUUUCUGUUUUAUUUCAAGAAAAUUUUUUUCAGACCAGUGCUCUCGCGUUCACUACUGCAAUUGUAGUGGAUUUGGAAAGAAGCAAAAGAAAUAUUCGAAAUUAUCUCUUUUCGUCUAAGUUGAACCAUGAUUGAUAUUUUGAACGAUUUGUGUUUUUCCAGUAGGGAAAAGCCGUCUAAACCAUUCUUCCAGAAAAUUGGUCUGACAAACAACACCGUCAUAGCCUUGAUUGGAAGUAAAAAAUUUCUUCCUCGUCUCAUGUUAAUAGAUUAUUUUUCAGUGAAUAUUGGUGUAUUCGCUUUGUGGAAAGUUCCUGCUUUAAAAACUUUCAUGUGGCGAUAUUUCACUAACAGCUUUGCUUCAAGUGAGUUUUCAUAGUUUUCUUUUUUUUGAAAAGAUAUUUGACUUCUAUAAUGUUUCCAGAAUCUCUAUGCGUUCCAAUGUUGACGAGCGUUUUUUCCCACAGUUCGGCAAUCCAUCUUGCUCUCAAUAUGUAUGUUGCGACGACUUUUGUUGGCAUUGUCGUCGAAAAAUUCUUAGGCCACGAGCAGGUGAAUUUAUGAAUAAUAAUGAAUUUUCUCACAUAAAAUCCGCUUUGCUUUCAGUUUUGGUCUUUUUUCGUGGCGGGCGGAGUUUUCUCUUCGCUGACCAGUUUGGCACAUAAAGCGGUAACAAGAAAUCCAAUCCGAGCUCUUGGAGCGGUAUUAUCAUGCAAUGGAAACGAAAUCAAUGUUUUUUUAAGAGUGGAGCUAUAAUUGCUACUCUUGCGUACACGUGUAUGCGAAUCCCGGAUGCAAAACUUUCCAUUGUUUUUGUGCCUGGCUUUGAGUUUUCUGCCCAAUCGGCGCUUUGGGGAAUGAUCGCUUUCGAUCUCGCUGGACUGAUUUUCAGGUGUUUCCGGUUUUAUAUCAAAAAGUAAAAAAUGAACUUUAUCGAAGAACCUCAUAUUGAAACCUAUAAGAAAAUAACUCAUUCCAACCGUAGCUUGCACAAAAUUCAGUUUUGGAGAUGCUUCUUUUUGAAAAAUUCCUGAUUGCGCCUCUCAAUAAAAAUCUAUCAUAAAAAAACUUUGAAAAAAACUUAGUGUUUCGUACGGCCGAUUGUGUCCUAGAAAAACCUAUAUUUUUCAAGUGUUUUCUGGUAUAAAAAAAAUCGAAAACAAUCAAAAAAAAAAAAAUGAAUCGAUUAGCUUAUAAUUAUAAAAACAAAAUGAUUAAAAUUUUAGAUUCCGUAUGUUCGACCACGCCGCUCACCUUGGCGGAGCGUUAUUUGGAAUGUAAGACAAACAAAGUUUCAUCCAUCAUUGUAAUCAAACUUCAGUUUUUAUUCAACCAUCGGACAAGACUACAUCUGGAUUUACUACGGAGAACUAAUUGAAAAGCAGUGGACUAAAAUUUCUCCUUGA
This is a messenger RNA of Caenorhabditis auriculariae, 1675 nucleotides long. The record is from the annotation of a GenBank genome assembly. Lineage: Eukaryota; Metazoa; Nematoda; Chromadorea; Rhabditida; Rhabditidae.